AUAGAGUUCAACACCAGUCCCACUCUCAAGCCCAACUUCCCUGCUAUCCUCAAUUAACCUUCACAGUUCAGACAUUGAUCAUAUCAACCAACCUGGAUUUCAUUCGGCUCCGUGCCUCCUCUUCGGCGCCGUUCCGCAUCUAUCAAUCCAACCAGCCAGGUAAGUGGAAUUGUUAGAACAAUGGAAGAUGCAGUCUCAUUGCUGGUCUCCUCUCCGUCUACAUUGAUCCCAAAGAAAAGGACUCUAGAGGAGUCUAAUCACGAAGAUACCAUUGCCGGAGUACAAAGUCAAUUUAUCACAAAGUCAAUUAAAACGGAUGGUGAAAACUAUCACAGCGGAGGUUUCUAUGGUCAUGUUUCUUUGUCGACUCUUUUCGAUGAUCCAGCAUUGAACGUAAGAUUACCUGGCACAAGGGAUUAUCCGCUUCAGGAUCUCAUGGAAGAAAAGAAUACUCUAUUAUAUGAAAGGAUUGUUUCUCUAAGCAAAAUGUCCCUUGAUUUUUACGAGAAAAAUCAUCCAGGGGAGCGGUAUGAGUUUGACAGUCUGAAGGAUGUGAAGAGUAAGCCUAUUCUUGGCAUAACAUAUUUCAUCAUCUUUUUGGCAAAAAACUUGGGGGUAGAUGGUCGUUCUUCAGGAACAUUUAAAGCCCGUGUAAACUGCCUUAUGAGCAGCAUCAAAGUGAAGGAGUGUGAGCUCAUUGACUAGCUUGGGUAUUGCUCUCUUUAAUUACAUAAUGUUUAUGGACAGUAUUGUUUGUGUUUUAAUGGUUACUAAUGGUAAAUAUAUUUAUGCCACUCUUUGUAGUGAUGAAAUGUGAGCUGUUAAACUGGCUUGGGUAUUGCUUUGUGCCUUUGGCUUCUAUUUAAUGAGUAUUGACAUAUACUGUUUAUGGAAAUUUAAUUAUGUUCCAAUAGUUGCUAAUGAUAAAACUGUUACUCUUGUAUAGCCUGUGAGUAUAAGUUGAUCACUUUUUCUAUUUGUUUUAAAAUUCUGUUUAUUUUCCC
Molecule: messenger RNA, 1004 nt
Organism: Cuscuta epithymum
Lineage: Eukaryota; Viridiplantae; Streptophyta; Magnoliopsida; Solanales; Convolvulaceae
Source: the annotation of a GenBank genome assembly